Messenger RNA from Arachis duranensis, 2741 nucleotides. RefSeq names its product transcription factor bHLH143. The transcript has 4 exons. NCBI's taxonomy places the organism in Eukaryota, Viridiplantae, Streptophyta, Magnoliopsida, Fabales, Fabaceae. Bases 829 to 1854 code for a protein of 341 amino acids. The record is from RefSeq and is a predicted model, not a curated record.
UUUCUCUUUCUCUUUCUUUAUUCUCUGCUCAAAAGAAGACAUUGUUUUCCCUCAUACCAAGUCAUAUCCAUCUGGAUGCCAGUUAUUCCGAGCGCAUGAAGCUUUAAGAAGUUCUGGAUAUCUGAAAGAAAUCAGCAUGCGUUGGUUGGGUCUUUCUGUUGAUGUGUUCCGUCAAGUUGUGCGGUUGAAUUUGUAUUGUAAAGUUAUUCUGUAAAUCACCAUUUCCAUAAUAGUCUAUUAUAUUAGCUUUUUCCCUUGUUGCUUGGGCUACUGCCAUGGAAGCUACCCAGUGUUUUAUCUUUUCUUCUGAUAAGUAUAGAAUUGGCUAAGAUAUAGGAAGCGGAGGCAGAUUCCCUGUGUUGUAUACUUGUAUCUUUAGUGUGUCAUUGUUACAUAUUGAUCUCUAGUCUGGCCAUCCCUGUUUUUUGUUUGGUGUCUUCGUUGCCAUAUUCUGUUUGGCAUUUCUUUGGCGCACAUAAAACAUUCAGAUUGACUGAGUAGUGUGGUAAGGGUCAAAAGAAGUUAUGGUGUGCCAAGCAGCAAGCCAGACAAGAUUUCGGGCAUUGAAACAUGAGAAUGGCCUUGAAGGUGAAUCAACAAUUGUUGUUAGAGUUAUAGCUUGCUUCCAACCGCUGCACUUUUGUCAGGCUGAGUACUUCCGUCAUUUGCUUAAGCCCGUCACGUAGAUUUACUCAGAUUUCAUUUUCGUUAAGUUGGAGUUUGUUGUUUUCCUUUUCUUUCCUUUUUCCCUAAGAGAAGCAGCAAGUCACUGGAGAUCUAAUCCGAUAUCUGGUGUACAUAGCAUUUACGGGUCGUUUGUUUCGUUGAAUGGUUAAGGCUGAUAGAUGUUUGCCUCGCCCACAGCAUGUGGCUUGGCGAUAUCCAUAUUUGAAUUGCUUUGGCAUGCUGGAAGACCCCAGCAUACUUGGUAUUCCAGCAUGUUUAAAUUCUACCACUCGCAUCUUUCCUGCUGUCAAUGCAUUUCAAGGACCUGCAGCUCCUGCUAUCCCGGGUCCAAAGACUGAGCCAACAGAUGAGUUGAAACAUUUCCUUCGGCAUCCCAUUGCAAAAACAGGUUUCAAAGAAGUGCAUACUGGAGGGUCUUUGCAAAAUGCAAAUCCUGAAUCUUUGCAGAGAAAAUUCCUGAUUUUUGACCGCUCUGGUAAUAAGACACGAAUGUUUUACGGUCCUGGCCUCCCUCAUGUCCAGGGUCCAAUUAUUUCUGCUAGAGAAUUUCCUCUAGCUUGUGAUAUAAAUGAGAAGGGAUGGACAAGUAGUAUGCGUCAAAAUGGUCUAGCCGAUUGCAGUUUACCAAAAAAGUCUGAUAAUGAUCAUGUAGGUCAUGAAGAAAGUGAAAUGCAUGAAGACACGGAGGAAAUCAAUGCAUUGCUUUAUUCUGAUGAUGAUGACAGUGAUUAUAAUGAUUGUGAUGAUGACGAGGUAACAAGUACAGACCAUUCCCCUUUGGUUACUAAAAGGACCUAUGGUAUGCAAGAACAAUUUCAACACACAACUGAGGGGGUUGCUAGCUAUGACUGGCCUAACAAAAGGCCGAAGUUAGUUGAUGGUGGCUGCAAUAGAUCACCACAACCUGUGGACAGUUCCAGUUCGUUAAGACCAAAUGAAAACCACGAGUGCAUUAGUGAUGCUGAAUCACAGAAUUCUUUUGGCGCUGAGAAAGUAGGUAAAUCAAUGGCAGGUGAUUUUCAGUUGAAAAAGGACCAGAUUCGGGAAUUAUUGAGAGUUCUUGAGAACUUGAUUCCUGGUGCAAAAGGAAAGCAGCCACUUUUUGUCAUUGAUCAAACUAUUGAGUACUUGAAAUCUUUGGCGUCCAAAACUCAACACUUGGAGUAAACUAUAAUUAGCUACUCACUGCCACCCAGGUUCAAGUUUUAGUAUGUUGGUUGAAGUGGAAAGAUGCAUUUCUUUGAGCUCUUUUUUAACCUAGUAUGCUUGCUUGUUUCUUUUCUUUUUGUUGCGGUGUACAUAUGUUUGGGAAAUAAAGGUACUAAUGCUAAAAUAGAUAGUACUACUCUCUUUACCACUGUAGCUGGAGCAAAUUGCGCAAUGGGGCUUCAAUUUGUUGACCAAAUGAUUACAAUAUAGUAGCUUUUGUUGAAGGAGUAAAGGGUCACAGAUUGAAGGGUAUGGAGGCAGUAGUGGCAAGCUGUGCUGUAAAUAUGAGGACCCUCUCCUUUUUUUCUCUCAAGUGUUGCACCCGGUUGGUGAUUGAAUGCAUGCGCAUUGAGUAACUGGGGUCCCACACUCCACCCUCUUUUUUCAAUUCUUGAUUUCAUGCUUUUGUCCUCUCUUUCAUCUUUCAAAGUAUGCAUACAUAACAUGCUGCCAUAAAACUCUUAAAGUACCAUGAAAGUUCUCCUUGUGUUGGGGAUAGUGCUUGAAGGGGAGAGAGCCCUCCUAGUGUUCAUCAUGAGUUUCUUGAUGGGGCCCCUUUGUGUUUGGGUAUAGCAUUUGUGGUGAAGGGUUACUUUUGUUUUGAGGGAGGAAUGAUGAUCAACAAUUCUAGUUUAUCGUACUUUGUGAUUGAUAUAGGUCGUUAUGCUAUUAUGUACUAUAUAGCAUGUGUCGGUUGUUUUGAUUGUGUGAAUAAUUGUAAUGUGAAAGAUUAUGGUAGUGGUGUAUCAUGUAUGCAGGUUUAUCUUGUCAGGUGUCUGAUGUGCUUCAUGCUUGUAUAUGUUGAAUCUUGAAUAAUUUAAUAUUACUAUCUAUCUAUGAUCCCA